Molecule: messenger RNA, 1419 nt
Organism: Penicillium argentinense
Lineage: Eukaryota; Fungi; Ascomycota; Eurotiomycetes; Eurotiales; Aspergillaceae
Product: Amino acid transporter transmembrane
Exons: 2
Coding region: 1-1419 (472 amino acids)
Biological process (GO): amino acid transmembrane transport
Cellular component (GO): vacuolar membrane
Molecular function (GO): amino acid transmembrane transporter activity
Source: RefSeq, a predicted model, not a curated record
AUGGGCUACGAGGAUAACUCUGACAACGGCUAUGGCCCCAAGGGGCUGUCAGACUCUGAAGGCGAAAAGGCCUAUGUCGCGCCGCCGCCCUUCGAGGCCGACAUGGUGGGCGAGAUGAGCGAGGCCGAGCGUCAUAUCUACGACCACGGAAUCCAGAAGUACAACCGUCUGGGCUGGAAGCGCCUCACCAUCGUGCUGAUUGUCGAAGCCAUCGCCCUGGGUAGUCUAUCCAUCCCCCAGACUUUUGCCUACCUGGGCAUGGUCGCCGGCACCAUCUGCUGCGUGGGCUUGGGCCUGGUCGCCAUCUAUACCAGUUACAUUGUCGGCCAGGUCAAACUAGCCUUUCCCCAGGUCGCCAACUAUGCCGACGCUGGUCGUCUGAUGUGGGGUCGCUUCGGCUACGAGCUGAUCAACAUGAUGUUGGUCCUGCAGCUUAUCUUCUUGACUGGCUCGCACUGCCUGACGGGCACGAUCGCAUUCAUGAACAUCACGGGUAGUGAUAUUUGCUCCGUUAUCUUUGCCGUCGUCUCUGCUAUUAUCCUGCUUGCCCUGGCUGUCCCGCCCAGUUUCACAGAAGUGGCCAUUCUGGGUUAUGUUGACUUUGCAUCCAUCAUCAUCGCUAUUGGCAUUACAAUCAUUGGAACGGGUGUGGAUGCUCAAAGCCAGCCGGGAGGACUGGCUGCAGUCCCCUGGUCAGCGUGGCCUAAGGCAGACUUGACCUUUACCGAGGCCUUUAUCGCUGUGUCCAACAUCAUCUUUGCCUAUAGCUUUGCGAUGUGCCAGUUCUCAUUUAUGGAUGAGAUGCACACGCCCAAGGAUUUCGUCAAAUCAAUCUGGGCGCUUGGCAUCACUGAGAUCGUUGUCUAUACCAUUACCGGUGCACUUAUCUAUGCGUUCGUGGGCCAGGAUGUAUCGAGCCCAGCCCUGACUUCCGCUGGCGCCACCCUCAGCCGCGUCGCCUACGGUGUUGCCCUCCCUGUCAUUUUCAUCAGUGGAUCAAUCAACACGGUCGUCUUGGGGCGCCUCGUCCAUGGUCGCAUCUUCGCCAACUCUCCCAUUCGCUUUAUCAAUACCAAGAUGGGUUGGAUCACCUGGCUGGCUGUGAUUACUGGGGCCACCAUCAUUGCCUUUGUCAUUGCGGAAGUGAUUCCCUUCUUCAAUGACUUGUUGUCGAUCUCCUCCGCCCUGUUUAUCUCGGGCUUCACAUUUUACUUCCCGGCCCUGAUGUGGUUCAUGCUGAUCCGCAAGGGCGGUAUAAUGGAGCCGAAGAACCUAUUGCUCACAGUGAUCAACGGGUUCAUUCUGAUCAUCGGGUUGGUGAUUCUGGUGGCUGGUACCUACUCCAGUAUUGACGAUAUUAUCGACAAGUAUAGAACGGGCUCUGUGCGAGGCGUUUUCACCUGCGCGGCUCCUUCCUAA